Alosa alosa (allis shad) is the source of this 3330-nucleotide messenger RNA. RefSeq names its product junctional cadherin 5 associated a (gene jcada). Lineage: Eukaryota; Metazoa; Chordata; Actinopteri; Clupeiformes; Clupeidae. Gene Ontology annotation, cellular component: ruffle membrane; adherens junction. Gene Ontology annotation, biological process: positive regulation of blood vessel endothelial cell proliferation involved in sprouting angiogenesis. The record is from RefSeq and is a predicted model, not a curated record.
CCCCUCCUCCUCGCGCUCUUGUGCAGACUCCCCGCUCGCGGCGCAGCUGAGCGCGCGGCACUGCGGGACCCCAGCGCCGAGCCUCGCGCAGUGAUGGCCUCGACUGUGCAGCUCCAUCCAGACCCCCGUCUUGACGACUGCGAAUAGAGUGCUCACGCACACACACACUUAUUGGACAGCUGCAACUCACACACACUCACACACACACACACACACACACACCACAGAAGCAGCAUGUAUAGUGUGGAGGACCUGCUCAUCUCGCAUGGAUACAAGCUGCCCCGGAAGCACAGUCCUCCUCCGGCUCCACGCAGAGCCCCAGGGGAAGGGGGCCCGCCGUACGGCUACCCCAGCCGAAGCAGCUCCGCUCUGGGCUGCCUCACAUCGGCGUCGGGCUCCAACUCCAGCAGCCAGAGGGACCUGGCACACUCUCAUGGGCGAUCAGUGCUCGCUGACCCUGGGUUCUAUGAUACCCACCGUGGCGUGUACGUGCAGCCCCACAGCAGUGACCGGGGCAUCGCCUAUUGGAAGCGGCGCGGACAGGACUUCAGCGCGCUGCUGGACUACGCCGACGGGCGCGUGCCCAUGGGCAUGCAGCGGGCCGAGGGCCGCGGCUCCCUGAGCGCCCGCGAGCGCGAGCUGGCCCUGCAGCAGUGGAGGCUGGCGGCGGAGCGGAGGCAGCAUGGCGAGCCGGGCGCCGAGAGGUGGGCACAGCAACCGCAUCAGCAUCCGCAGCAUCAGCAGCAGCAAUACCAGCAGGAGCAGCGGGCACAGCAGCCGCGCCGGCCUCGGACAGCAGAGGGCGCCGUGCCGCCCCGGACCAAAGCCAAGUCGCAGUCGCUGCCCCGCAUGGCCCUGCCCUCGCCCACUCCGCCGCCGCCCCACGGGGGUCGGUCCUGCCUGAGCGCUGGACCCUCCAGCCUGCAGCUGCACGAGGGCAGCGUGUGGAUGGGCAACCCAGCGUCCGUCGGCAACGCCGCCGUUCCGCAGGCCCGCGCCAGGCAGAGCCGGCCUCCGCGGCCGCCCUCGUACGAGGUCCACCAGCAGACGCGCGCCAGCAGCGACGGACCCAUGUCCAGAGCGCCGUCGCGGCAGGACUACUGUCCGUCCGAGCCGCCGGGCUACAUGCCCCCGCCGUCCUACCGCAGGCAGCCCAUCAUGGGCGGAGGGCACAGCUACCGGGAGCUGCUGGCGGGGUACAUUAUUCGGGCCUUGCCGAUGCAGGCGGUCUUCCGGUUUUCCGGACGGCCAGGGCCUUGGCGUGGUGCAGUAUCCCGUUCGGCGACCCAGCGCGUCGCGUCGCGUCAUCUCGCCAGUGGCCUGCUCACCGACGCCGACAAGAUCCGCAACAUCCAGAACGAGAUCCCCGGCAUCACCGUGUCGGAGCAGUCGCCGGACGACAGCGCCUUCCUGUCGCCGCAGGAGUCCAUGGACAGCGCCGACGUCACGCCGCCCUGUCACGCCCAGUGGCCCAGUUACCCCGACAACCUCAGCUCCGCGCCUGACCUGAACCGCAACCCCGGCGAUCUCAACCGCAAUCCGGCCGACGUGACCUCUGACCUCCCCACUUUCGGCGGCAGCGGCGGCAAGCGUCAGCCGGUGAGCUCCCGCCAGAGCUCCAGCUCGGACCAGGGCUUCUCCGAGACCAUCACGCAGGUGAAGAAGUUUGAGCCGGAGGUGGACAGCAAGAAGCCAGCGCGCCGGCGGCAGAAAGAGACCAUGUUCUGCCUGGUGUCAGUGCCCAUCGCACCGCAGGUUGCCCGGGACGACCCGGACCAAAACAACAACAACAAAGCCCCCAGCCCCACUGUGAUGGCCGUGGUGACGCAGCCGAGUAACCAAAGCAACCCCGCUGGAGGCCAACCGGUCGGCGGCGUCCCGGACCCCCAGCACCCCGCUCCCAGCAGCCCCCUGGGCUCCCUCGUGUCCCACGUGGCCCCGCCGCUGUCAGGGGUCAGGGAGCUCGGCCGGGGACCAGUACACCCAACCCAGCACACCCAGACCGGCUCCCCCGAGAUCACCCGCGUACCCCCUCCCUCGUCAUCGUCGUCGUCCCAGCCAGCCCCCGAGGCCCCGUCCUCGGACAGCACCACGGACAGCGGGCUGGGGACAGAUGCUGCCCCCUACAGCCUCCCCAUGAAGGGUCAGCGGAGCAUCAGCCCCUCCAGCACCAGCGCCUUCUCCCGCACCGGUCAGCCCAACCCGCCCGGCGCUCAGCCCAGUCCGACCCGGCUACGCUCCCCACCGACGACACCGCCGGCGCCCCAGCCUUCACCCCGUCGUAACCUGCCACGACCGGCCUCCGCUGGAGGAGGAGGAGGAGGAGGAGGAGGAGGAGAAGUCUUCGGGCAGUUCCUGCUCAAGCCUGUAGGGGCCCGGCCCAUGGGAUACCAUCGGGAGCUGGAGUCCUUCAACAAGGAGAGGCAGAAGGUACAGGGCCCACCACAGGCCAUCGGGAAUAUUCGGAACCCGAACCACACAGGUGGCGGCCGGCGUCGGCGACCGCGAGGCUUCGUUGAAGAAAUGUCCGAGCACAAAGACGAGGUGGACAUGGACAUUAGCCCCGUCGUUGACGACUGGGGCCUCUCGGAGUUGGUGCCCCUCUACAGCCACUCUGCAGCUAACACAAUGGACAGGCAGGACAUCCCCGUUCCUCAGGAGUCAAUGCUAAGGGACGUAGGGCUCACCGUCUACACCCCUCAGCCCCACAAGGGGGCGCCGGAGGAGUCCUUCUCAACUCUAAUGGUGACUGCAGAAACUCAGCCAGCUAGAGCACGCCCAGCCGGGGAAGCCCAGCCCGAACUUCGAGGGAGAGGACACACCUCCGUCACUGUAAGACGGCAGCGGUUCCGGUUCAGCUCGGAGGGACCCACCUUCCUGACUGAGAGCCUGACGGUCUUCUCGCCCGACGGCCAGGGCGAGGAGGAGGACGAGGUGCUGGAGGCCCUGCUAAGCAAGGUGAAGAAGCGUCCGCCCAGUGAAGACCUCAGCCCGCUGUACCAGGUGCAGAGCGCCAGCGGCAUCCCUCAGAACGAGUCCAUCGAGUAGCGCUGCCGCAUACUGGGCAUCUCGGUGCCGGCUGAGUCCCUGGUGUCAAAGGGCCAACGCCUGGAAGGGACAUUAGCCUGUCAGAAUGAGGUGCUGGCAUUGGCUGAACUGGUGUUGACCAAUCAGAGUGAGGAAGAAGUAGAAGAACACCUGCUGUUAGCCAAUGCAGAGAAGUCAGAUGGCGUGGAGAUAGAGGAGGGUCAAGUGAGAAAGAGGCCGGCGGGUGGGGAGAGGAGGGAGGAGAAUGGGGGCAACAAGGGAGAAGUGGAGGAGGAGGAGUAG